UCCAGAUCAAAACCAACCGCUCUGGCAGGUUUUCGAUCUACACCAUGUUGACCAGCACGCGACGGCAUAUCGUUGGUUCUGCCGCGCGAUGUACCGCUAGCUUGCCCGUAGACGCGCUUCAGAAAAGCAGGUUGAUGACGACAGAUAGUGAUAAGGCGAAGUACACGCUGCCACCGCACCCACGGCUGAUACCGAAACCCUCCGAUGCACCCCUCACUUAUAAGGCAGACAAGUCUGUGGUUGAGAACUGGAAAAUUGCGAUGAAGACGAUGGACGAGAUGAUGCAAGAAAUAGACGCAAAGCGACCAAAGGUGUACCUGCCAAACAAAUUCAAAGAGAUGAAAGAAUACAACGAUACGGAUGGGAAAGUUGUGGUGUCCAAGCUAGAAUUGACACCCGUGGCCCAAGCCCCCGUGGUUCCUUCGCUCAAGGUGCAAAACUUGCUCGGGUCCGACUACGACGUCAAGAACGUCACGGGUGGCAAGCUUACAUUGCUGAUGACGUGCUUCAAGAAUUCUGGUUUCGACAACCUGGUGGGGUGGCGGCAAGCGUUUGAAAAAGCGUUUGGCGAGAAGAACUCGAUGGUUCAAAUUGUGCAACUCAACAUCAUUGAGGAAUGGUACGUCAGGCUUAUGCCUGGGAUGAUUCGCCGAGGUUUGCAAGCCAAAGUGCCCGAGGAACAGCACAACCUGACGCUGAUCUAUUACGGGGAAUGCAACGAAUUCCGCGCGGCCAUGGACAUGACCAAUACUUUCGUUGGCUACGUGCAACUCGUCGACGCCAAAGGUCGAGUUCGCUGGACCGCUGCUGGAAACAUCACGCCCGAAGAAAGCACCGUGAUGACACUCUUGACCUCCAAAAUUCUUGCGGAAAUCACGCAAAAACCCCGGAAAUAGUCUCCAGUUGAACGCAACAACGAUUGAAUACGCAUUAAAACUUAACUUGGCGGAGCAGCCGCUUGGCUGCAUUUCGCCACGGGAGCGGUUGCCACGCGACCUCGGC
Aphanomyces invadans is the source of this 1002-nucleotide messenger RNA. RefSeq lists its product as hypothetical. The coding region runs from base 45 to 896 and encodes 283 amino acids. The record is from RefSeq and is a predicted model, not a curated record. The transcript has 3 exons. Gene Ontology annotation, cellular component: mitochondrial inner membrane. NCBI's taxonomy places the organism in Eukaryota, Oomycota, Saprolegniomycetes, Saprolegniales, Verrucalvaceae. Gene Ontology annotation, biological process: mitochondrial proton-transporting ATP synthase complex assembly.